AUGAAGACAUCACCGCUCUAUGAUCAGUCAUAUGGAUCAAAAGAAAUAUCUAACACAAAUAUGGAUAUGAUUGAAUAUGCAAACCUCCUAUGCGACCUUCAAAAAAAUCUUCUUGAACAUGAUUUUGAAGAAGAUAUUGCUCCAAACAUACAAGUAAAUCAGAAAAUAGAAGAAGGAGGGAUAUUCAUAGACAAAGAGACACUAAUAACAGAUAUGAGUCUGUAUGGAUUAGCAGACCAUUUUCAAUACAAGGUGCGAACAUUCAGUAAUAGUCAUACAUGUUCAUUGGAGGUCAGAAUGGGGAAAAACAAAUAUGUCAGCUCAAGAACAAUAGCAAAAAUCAUAAAACCAAAUAUGUUGGAUGUCAAGACAAUUUAUACACCUAAUGACAUAAUCAGAGAUAUGAGAAAUGAUUAUCGCAUUAAGUUGGAUUACUGGAAGGCUUGGAAAUGUAGAGAAAGAACAAUGGAGCUUCUAAGAGGAAAACCGGAAAAUUCAUUUGCUCAACUACCAAGAUACUUUUACAUGAUACAGCAAACAAAUCCAGGUUCAAUUGUAAUGUUGAAAAAAGAUGAGAAUAAUUCAUUUCUCUAUGCUUUCAUGUCACUGAAGGCAUCAAUAAGUGGAUGGAAUCACUGUAUUCCUAUUAUGAUUGUGGAUGGAACCUUUUUGAAUGGACCAUAUGGAGGUACUCUUUUUUCAGCUUCAACGCAUGACGCAGCUGGAAAAAUAUUCCCCCUUGCAUUUGCAGUUACUGAUUCAGAAAAUGAUGCAUCAUGGAAUUGGUUUUUCACUAACAUCAAAUCUGUGUUUGGUGUAAGAGAGGAAAUGUGUAUAAUUUCAGACAGACACGACAGCAUCAAAAAAGCAAUAGAGAGUGUUUUUGAAGGAGAAGUUCAACAUGACAUUUGCAUUUAUCAUUUACUGAAUAAUGUGAAAUACAAAUUCAAGAAACAGCACAAGAAAAUUAAAGAUCUCUUCAUGGAAGCUGCAAGAUCUUAUACAAAAACAGAGUUCAAAAUACAUAUGGACGAACUACACAAGAUCAGUCCAAAAUUUACAGAAUAUCUCAAUGGGGUUGGAUUGAAAAAGUGGGCAGUAUCACAUUCUGUGAACAAAAGGUACAAUAUUUUGACAUCUAAUACAGCAGAGUCAUUUAAUGCAACAGUUAACAGAGCAAGAGAAUUACCAGUUACAAUGCUUAUGGAAUACUUAAGGAACUUGGUUCAAAGAUGGAGCUGCAAAAACAAAAAUCUUGCUAAAGGAACUUUCACAAAGUUGUCAACUAAAUAUGAAACUCUUCUCAGGGAAAACUACUUAGAAUCAAUGGAACUCAAGGUGGAUGGAACUUCAGAUGAAUACAUAUUCAGUGUGAUUGACUUGGGAAGUACUUUACUGUUAACAUGA
Molecule: messenger RNA, 1407 nt
Organism: Mercurialis annua (annual mercury)
Lineage: Eukaryota; Viridiplantae; Streptophyta; Magnoliopsida; Malpighiales; Euphorbiaceae
Exons: 4
Coding region: 1-1407 (468 amino acids)
Source: RefSeq, a predicted model, not a curated record